AAAUGAUGAAAUCCUUGUGCCCCAAGUAAAGCGAGUUGGGAAGCCGCUACACCACCAAUCACGCACGCGCUAUAAAGAACACUGCAAACUGCAAAGUACAAACCACAGCUUCAAACUUAAAAGGCUAAACCCCAGCCGGUAGCCGGUGAGGUGGACGAUGAAGGAGGGCGCUGAGCGGCUGGAUUUGGAAAAGCUGAGAGUGAUCUCCGCCGUGGGGCGCGGCGCGAAGGGCGUGGUGUUCCUGGCGAGGACCGGUGAGCGGUCGCGGGACGCGUGCGUGGCUCUGAAGGUGAUAUCGAAGGCACUGAUCCUUCAGAAGAAGGCGAGGAACGAGGCGGAGGAGUACAAGAGGGUGUCGUUCGAAGAGCAAGCGCUGCGUCGUUUCGAUCACCCUCUUCUGCCGCGGCUGCGAGGGGUUUUCGAAACCGACAAGGUCCUUGGCUUCGCCAUUGAUUACUGCCACGGUGGCACCCUCCACUCUCUCCGCAAGAAACAGACCGAGAAAAUGUUCUCCGAUGAUACCAUCAGGUUUUACGCUGUGGAAUUGGUCCUCGCAUUGGAGUAUUUGCACAAUUUGGGAAUAGUGUAUCGAGAUUUGAAGCCAGAGAAUGUGAUGAUUCAAGAAAACGGACACAUAAUGCUCGUCGAUUUUGAUCUCUCCAAAAAGCUAAACCCUAAAUCCCCCGAAUCACUGAGUCACAACUCGUCCCCGAGUCCCGACUCGGUGAAACGCGCGACUAAGAAACGAUCAUCGCGGCUCUUCAGUUUCUGCAACUCGGGCAUCACGCCGUGUGACUCGGACUCUGUGCCCCGAAUCGACAGAGCCAACUCAGCGCGUGGAACCGAGUUCGACUCGGUGGAGAAGUCAAACUCGUUCGUUGGAACGGAAGAGUACGUGGCACCUGAAAUAGUGUCAGGGAAAGGUCACGGCUUCGGCGUGGAUUGGUGGUCACUCGGCGUCGUUUUGUACGAGAUGCUGUACGGAACGACGCCGUUUAAGGGCGCGAAUCGGAAGGAAACGUUUUACCGUAUUUUGACAAAGGAACCAGAGUUAACGGGGGAGAAGACGGCGUUAAGGGAUUUGAUUCGGAGAUUGCUGGAGAAAGAUCCUGAGCGUCGGAUCCAGGUGGACGAAAUCAAGGGCCACGAUUUCUUCAAAGGGGUUAAGUGGGACACGGUGUUGCACAUUGCGAGGCCACCGUAUAUUCCAGAAAGUGAGGUUGCGAACAAAGUGGGGUUUACCAAAAACGACGUCGAAGUGUUUGUGGACGAGGUGUUUUUUCCCACGAGUGAUGAUGGCGGAGAGAAGAAUAACACGGUGUUGGAAAAGAAAGUCAAUGGUGAGAAUACGGUGUGGGUACAUGAAUUGAGGCAUGAUCCCACCAAGAACAACGACGAUUUUUUUAUUUUUUGACCUUAUAGAUUUUAUUUAGACUAAAUGUUGAUUGUAAUUAUUUUUUUGGCAUUUCAUUGAUACACAAUUAAAAUCGACCAUUGUUGAGAUUAAUGAAUUAGUUAAUUUUAUUGCCUGUUCAUUGAAAA
Cajanus cajan (pigeon pea) is the source of this 1542-nucleotide messenger RNA. RefSeq names its product serine/threonine-protein kinase OXI1. Lineage: Eukaryota; Viridiplantae; Streptophyta; Magnoliopsida; Fabales; Fabaceae. Gene Ontology annotation, biological process: protein phosphorylation. The record is from RefSeq and is a predicted model, not a curated record. Gene Ontology annotation, molecular function: ATP binding; protein serine/threonine kinase activity.